AUGAGCAGGGAGGAAUGUGAGGAUACAGUAUACGUGAGGAGAGAUGCCAAGGAAGCAGUGUGGUCAUACUUGCCUGAUCUCCCUGAUGAGCUACUUACCACCAUGCUGGAUGAGCUUGGGGUCGAGUCUAUUGAUGAUCUGACCUUGGUGGAGGAGAGGGAUCUGGUGAAAUACCUCAAACCUAUCCAAAGUCGGAAGUUAACACUCUGGGACCCCAGAGGGUUAAUGAAAGGCAUCAAGAACGGACUUGUUACUCUUAACUUGGAAUUGGUCUCUGCUCCUGAUCCAAGUGCUCCAAGUUCCCCAACUCAAUGUUCUCCAACUCCAUGUUCUCCAAGCACCACAUUCCAGCCUCCAAAUCAGCUGUUGCCCAGCCCUCCAAGCACUGCCCCAAGCACGUCAAGCGCUUCACAGCCUGGCGUACCAUGGCAUGUUGACUUUCGUUUCAACUGGGACCAGGUGUCAUCAGCCAUUCGACUCAGGGUGGAAAAAGAAGAAAGACCAUUGCCAGACGAGAGAAAGACCUUCGUGGUCGUGCUCGUGGACCAAAUGAUGCAGCACGACCGCAACCCAUCCAGAGCCAUGUGCCACAGCGUUGUGAGAAACAUUGUCAGGAGCCAUCCAAAAUCAUUUGGCGACAUUGGCAAGCACGGUGAUACUGCUGGAGACGGAUGUCACUCUCUUCUGCAACAAGUAAAAACGAGAGUGGAGUACAAAAAUAGGAAUAAUACUCUUGCUCAACGCCGCAGAGAAAGAAGACCACGCACGGGAAUGGUAGGAGAGGCCAGACUGGCGAGAGGUCCUGUUGACCGAUACGGGUGUGUCAGGUGGGGCCCAGCAGAUUUGCCAGCGGGGGAGACCGAGGCAACGUUGGAGAAUAUAAAGAGGGAUCUGCUGAACAUCUACUCAGAGCAAGGAAUGAGUGGGGCAGAGAGAGCAGAACCAAUGAUGGAAAAGACAUACGUCAUCCUGCGGAAAUACCUUAACAAAGUGCCUGCUGCAGCGAUGUUUGAGAUCAAACAGGAAUGGCCAUUUCUCUUCUCUCAGAAAUGCCUAUUUUCACACUUUGGCCUCCUGACAGAUGUCGAUGUCCUUCAGAAGCUACAGGAGGCAAUUAGUCGACGAGGACAGACCAUCCUGGAUUACUGUGCAACACUGGACAACCCCAAGAUCCGUGAUGUUCUGGCCUGCUAUGAUCCAGACUCUGACAAGGCUGCCUGCAUCCUACUGCUCCUAAUGUUGUACUUCAAAGAGCCGAAAGAGAGUUUGAUGCUCGAAGUUGAUCCAUGUGCCACUGCUGUGGACAUCAAUAUUGCAGAACUCCCCAGCACCCCGUGCCUGAUCAUUCAAGGUGACAUGAUGAAGCCCUCUGGAUGGUUUAUGUCCAUCGAGGGACAUGUCGUCAUGGGCCCACACCCUUUCUUUUUACACGGAGUAGCUGCUUUCUUCAGCAGCUAUUACGUUUUUAACCUUGAGUAUCCUGCCGCUGGAUCUUCGACCCUGGAGUUCAUUCAAAGGUGCUUCCUGGGCAUCAAUCCCGAAAGAGGCUCAAAAGCAAAGAAGAGGACAACAAUGAACCCUCAUGUGAGCACCCUUUUGAGGAAGCUGAUUGAUUUUGAGUGGGCAUCAUAGUUUUUUUUUGUUUCUGUUUUCAGCGGUAGUUGUCAGGCUCAGUUUUGAGUACCCUUGUUCUUUUCUUUUCUUGUCCAUUACUGUUAUUGGCACACAGCUAGUUGAAUUGUUGAAUUUUGAGAUAUGGGUAGUUGAAUUGCAAGUUUGCACAUUUUCUUUGCAUUUUAAGAUGGUUUUAUUACUGUUAUUGUGACUCAGCUAGUUAAAAAGUUGAAUUGUUAAACAGGUAGUUGAAAUGCAAGUUUGCACAAUUCUCUGCAUUUUCUGCAUUUUAAGAUGGCUUUUAUAAAUAGAAAGUUGCAUUUCUAUUACAACUCUUGAACUUGGCAUCUGCUUUACAAUGAAAUAUAUUUAUUUGUUAAUAAAUAUGCCAUUUGGCUAACGUUGA
Molecule: messenger RNA, 2020 nt
Organism: Misgurnus anguillicaudatus (oriental weatherfish)
Lineage: Eukaryota; Metazoa; Chordata; Actinopteri; Cypriniformes; Cobitidae
Source: RefSeq, a predicted model, not a curated record